GACGCACAGCAGUGAAGACGCUGCGGGUUUCUGGAGCUGAAUGGGCUUCUGCCUUUCUCUCAGAGGUUCGGCUGGCCUCAGGUUCUAGGCACGCGUCUGGACGGAGUCUGGGACAGACUUUGGCGACUGCUGACAAUUCCCGACAAGCUCGCGCGGUGGGAAGGGGCGGCGGAGGAAAGGUGCAGCAGCGGAGACGGGUCGGUGAUGCCCUAGAACCUUUUCAAAGAAGAAUGGAGGAAAAUAUGAAGCUUGCUACAGUGGAAGACACUGUGGAAUACCACCUGUACCUGAUACCAAAUGAACCAAGGGACUCAGAAAAACACAAAGAGAUUCUUCAAAAAUAUAUUGAGAGAAUAAUGACCCACUUUGCACCUAUGCUAGUCCCUUAUAUCUGGCAGAAUCAGCCUUUCAAUCUCAAAUAUAAACCUGGAAAAGAUGAUGUUCCUGCUCAUAUAUUUGGCAUGACAAAGUUUGGGGAUAACAUUGAGGAUGAAUGGUUUAUUGUUUAUGUAGUAAAGCAAAUUACGAAAGAAUUUCCAGAAUUGGUAGCAAGGAUUGAAGACAAUGAUGGUGAAUUCUUGUUAAUAGAAGCUGCUGAUUUUCUCCCUAAAUGGUUGGAUCCUGAUAAUAGUGCCAAUAGGGUGUUUUUCUACCAGGGGAAGUUGUGCAUUAUUCCUGCACCAAGAAAAUCUGAAGCAGUAUCCUGGUUACCCACCGUACCCCCAACAAUCCCACAAGCACUGAAUAUAAUCUCAACACACCCUGAAAAAAUUUUGGCUUCAGAAUCUAUCCAAGCUGCUGUGAAUAGGCGCAUCAGAGGAUACCCAGAAAAAAUUCAAGCCUCCCUUCAUCGAGCACACUGCUUCCUUCCAGCUGGCAUUGUAGCAGUGCUAAAGCAGCGCCCCAGAUUGGUGGCUGCAGGAGUCCAGGCAUUUUACCUACGGGACCCCAUUGACCUGCGAGCCUGUCGUGUUUUCAAGACAUUCUUGCCUGAAACACGAAUAAUGACAUCGAUUACCUUCACUAAAUGUCUGUAUGCACAGUUGGUGCAACAAAGGUUUAUGCCAGAUCGGCGAAGUGGAUACAAGCUACCUCCUCCAUCUCAUCCCCAGUACCGAGCCCAUGAAUUGGGCAUGAAGUUGGCUCAUGGAUUUGAGAUUCUAUGCUCCAAAUGUAGCCCACAUUUUUCUGACUCCCAAAAAUCUCCUGUGAUUGCCUCACCACUUUGGGCUGGCUUCCUUGAAAGUCUGAAAAAUAAAGAUUACUUUAAGGGACUGAUAGAAGGUUCUGCACAGUACCAGGAAAGACUAGAAAUGGCAAAGAACUACUUCCAACUCUCAGUAAACCGGCCAGAAAGCUCUCUUGCGAUGAGCCCAGGUGAAGAAAUCUUAACCUUAUUACAAACAGUACCAUUUGAUAUUGAAGAGCUUAAGAAAGAAGCCACUAAUCUUCCCCCAGAAGAUGAUGACCGGUGGUUAGAUCUCUCACCAGAGCAGCUGGACCAGUUACUGCAGGAAGCUGCUGGCAAAAAAGAACCAGAACCCAUUUCUAAAGAGGAAAAUUAUGACUUAACUCAAGUCUCAAAGAGCAUGAAAGCUUUCAUAUCCAAAGUCUCAACCCACAAAGGAGCAGAGCUGCCUCGAGAACCUUCUGAGGCUCCAAUCACUUUUGAUGCAGAUUCUUUUCUUAAUUAUUUUGAUAAGAUUUUAGGGCCAAGGCCUCAUGAAUCAGACUCUGAUGACUUGGAUGAGGAAGACUUUGAUUCUUUAGAUAGUGACGAUAACUUGGAUCUUGAAACACAGGAGCCUGGGGAAGCAUCUGUAGAAGGAGCUCUUGAUGAUCUCAAGUCUUACAUGGCCCAGAUGGACCAGGAACUGGCACAUACCAGCAUUGGCAAAAGUUUCACCACCCAAAAGCAAAUGGAACCUCUAUCCCAGACUACCAAUAGCAAUUCAGAUGAGGAAGAUUCUGGUGCAGGAGGAUCUGUCAUGACACCAGUAGAUGUAGACCUGAACCUGGUUUCAAAUAUAUUGGAAUCAUAUAGUUCCCAAGCUGGACUGGCAGGACCUGCUUCCAAUCUUUUACAAAGCAUGGGAGUGCAGCUGCCUGACAACACCGAUCACAGACCCGCAAGGCUGUGAUCACCUCAUCAUGACUGAACCAGGCAGCUGCUUCUAGUUCUCUCACGUUCACCUGGAUCUGAAAGAAAAGGAAAAACAGAAUGUAAGGUUAGGAACUACAAAAUUUAGAUACUAUGGCCAAAGGUGAGAAAAUGGCUCCAGAACUGAACAAUUUUAGAAGAUAAUACCCAGGAUCCACAGUAUUGGGAGAUAAUCAGUUCUAUAUGUUGUCCAGAAACAAAAGCGGCAUAAUUAAGAGAUGAGAGUUAAGUAUAUAAAUUUUUAAAAUAGUUUUAAACCCCAUUUAAAAAAUUCUGGAAGUGCAAAUACUAUUUUAUUAAGUAUUACUUAACAAAUACUACAAAUAUUAAGAGUGGUUAAAAUUGAGGGGUAAAUAAUGAAUAAUACUUGUUUUUCUUUGUGCCUCUAUUGGUUGUAUAACUUUCAAUUUAAAAAGAACAUACAAAUGUUACUCCAAAGGAUAAAAGUUAAUGAUAAAAUUAUAGUAACUGCUUUGUAAGAAGCAAAGUAAUACAAACUGGGAAGCUGAGACAGAUUAGAUACUCAUUCAGUAGAAACCAAAACACACAAUAGACAGACUGGCAGAUAGAGACCACAUCAUCUGUCAGGGAUGCUACAGACGAGGAAGAUGAGGUUAGAUAAUACAAUAUCCAAGUCCCUUUCAAGCAGAAGUUCCUGUAAUUAUUAUAUAAUUCAUAAUUAUUAAGCAUAAUUACUAAUCCACAACAUCCUAACUGACUUGAGCAGUAAGUUUAAUCCUGAAAUCAAUGAUUAAAUUUAAUAUAUUUAUUGUGUGCGUACUCUACACAAGAUGCUCUGUUAAGUCCUGAUGAUGAAAGAUAAAUUCUCAUGACUGAAAUAUAUGAAGGAUGAAUGGUGA
This is a messenger RNA of Pteropus alecto (black flying fox), 3021 nucleotides long. It is a transcript of the gene ECD, whose product is annotated as ecdysoneless cell cycle regulator. NCBI's taxonomy places the organism in Eukaryota, Metazoa, Chordata, Mammalia, Chiroptera, Pteropodidae. The record is from RefSeq and is a predicted model, not a curated record. The transcript is spliced from 15 exons. Gene Ontology annotation, cellular component: nucleus. Bases 231 to 2141 code for a protein of 636 amino acids.